GAUUAUGGCUUUUUGCAAAUACUUGUUCGUACUAGCCAUUAUCACCAAAGCAUCACUCGCCGCAGAAUGUCACGGCUCGCCAGAUCCCAACGCGAAAGAAAAUACCUUCCCAAUUAAAGAUGCGGAUAUGAAAUUAGUGGCAAAAGUGAAAAAUGGAAAACUUUUUACAGUCGGAGACGCAAACACGGCCCUUAAAGUUGUUCAUGUAUGGGGCUCUCCCUAUGAAAUGGGCUACGCUCACGGUUCCCUGCUGAAAACAGAAGCCGCCUCUUUCAUGAACGCGGUAUGGGACUAUAUGGAAGACCAAGUGGUUCAAGGUAUCAACGGGACAGGAAUAUGGAAAUUCCAUGAGUGGUUUUUGAAGGACGUCGCUAACCUCGGAGUCGAAGUGGCCUUGGAUUUAGAAAUAUUGGUUACAUCGAAAUACACUGGAGAUUACUUUUUGGAAGAGAUCAAAGGAUUGGCAGAUGCUUGUGAAGUUGAUUACAAGAAAAUUCAGAGAAUACAUAUGCUUGGUGAAUUAACCAAGGGAAGUUGUUCGAUGAUGGGAGCAUGGGGUGAUGCUGUUGCUGACCCAAUCAAAGUAUUGCAAUUUAGAGCAUUGGAUUGGGAUACAGACGGUCCUUUCAAGGAUUACCCUCAGUUGACAGUUUAUCAUCCAUCAACGAAUGGGACGGGUCCCGGUGGCAUGAAAGCAAAUGCGUUCGUCAAUAUUGGAUUUACAGGAUGGUUGGGUUCUAUAACUGGAAUGUCCUCCGCACAGAUGGCAAUUUCGGAAAUAGGCGCUUCGUUUCCGGACGAAACAUUCGGAAAAGAGUCUAGAUUUGGUAUCCCAUUCACUUACAUCUUGAGGGAUAUUCUUCAAUUUGAUUACACGCUCGAUGACGCUAUCAACAGACUGGCAAAUGCACGCAGAACAUGCGACUUGAUUUUCGGAGUCGGGGACGGGAAGGAAGAUCGAGGAUUUCGCGGGGUACAAUACUCGGCAUCGGUUUCCAACUUUUACGACGACCAAAAUCUAAAACCAGAAGCAGACUGGCACCCGAAGAUCAAGGACGUCGUCUAUUGGGGAAUGGAUUGGCUGUGCCCUGGAUACAAUAAGAAAGUCGCUGAAAGAAUAAACGCCAACUACGGCAAGUUGUCUCCCGAAAUCGCCGUUCGUGACAUCAUGGCAAGAGCUCAGACCGGCUCCGUUCAUUCUGCUGUCUACGACUUAACCCAAAGUCAACUAUAUGUUGGAUUUGCUCGUGCUAAAGGCCAAGACGGACCCACUUAUGCAUACCAGAGGGGAUUUAUCAAGCUGGACGCAAACAUGCUGUUUAACGAACCGAUGCCAUGAACUCAACUUCAACCAGCGUUACAUGAUACAAUUUUCUAUAUUUAAUUUCAAAUUCAGCAAUAUUUCUGACUUUAUGUGUGCUAUAUUAUGUAUAACCCUAUUAUGCUCUAUGCCAGGGGUCGACAACCUACGGCCCGCGACGUUUUAUUGAAUUAUAGUAACAAAACAGCUGUUUUGACGAUUAUAUUCUUUAGGUCACCGAAUUUAUUGUAAGACUAAAUUAUAUUAUAAUCUAACAUGUAUAUAAUUCACAAUUACUCGUUUAAUGAGCCAAUAAUUUAAUUAUAAUUUGGGUUUAGUGGCGCCGAAAGUAUUGAAAUGGAAUUUUUCGAGAUGCAAUGCAAUAAGGAAAUAAAUCUAUCUAUUCGAGAGAUGUAUCACUGCUUGAUUUUUAUUAUAAAAAGUAACAUCAGUUCGGUUUUCAACUUUCUAAAAAUAUGUGCAGCCCGCCAAUGACUUGCGACCCUCAAUUUUGGCCCG
Messenger RNA from Styela clava, 1819 nucleotides. RefSeq names its product protein dcd1A-like. The record is from RefSeq and is a predicted model, not a curated record. Lineage: Eukaryota; Metazoa; Chordata; Ascidiacea; Stolidobranchia; Styelidae.